This is a messenger RNA of Humulus lupulus (European hop), 495 nucleotides long. RefSeq lists its product as uncharacterized. NCBI's taxonomy places the organism in Eukaryota, Viridiplantae, Streptophyta, Magnoliopsida, Rosales, Cannabaceae. Bases 1 to 495 code for a protein of 164 amino acids. The transcript has a single exon. The record is from RefSeq and is a predicted model, not a curated record.
AUGACUGAUUUGGGUCCCCUGUCAUAUUUCCUCGACAUCUCUAUUCACAGAUCCUUCACCACUAUGUUUUUGUCUCAACGCCAAGAUGCACAGGAAAUCCUCUCUCGGGCGAACAUGUCCUCUUGUAAAUCGGCCCUCACUCCAGUUGACACCCAAUCUAAACUUAGUGCUAGUAGUGGUCCACCUAUGAAGGAUCCCACUCUCUACCGCCAGCUUUCCAGAGCUGUUCAAUACCUCACCUUUACGAGACCAAAUAUUUCUUAUGUUGUACAACAAGUAUGCUUGUUUAUGCACAAUCCUCAUGAACAACAUUUUCACACUCUACGUCGUAUCCUCUGUUAUAUUAAAGGCACCAUUGAGUUUGGAAUGCAUCUUACAUCUUCUCCAGCCACGGGGUUGGUGUCUUACAUGGAUGCCGACUGGGGUGGGUGCUCAGACACCCGUCGCUCCACUUUUGGGUACUGCAUUUUUCUUAGUGAUAACCUGGUCUCCUAG